AUGUCGCUAGCAUCAACUGAGUCUUGUCCGAGAUCUGACGUCUUUUCGACCGCCACCAAAACUGAAAUCAAAUGGCUCGCCGGAGAUUCCUGCUGGGUGUGUCAUUCUACAGAUCCUCAGAUCUGCGAUGUGAUCGGAAAAGAAGAUAAGCAGGUGGACCUUUGGUUGAACGCCAGCCUUAUCGACUUUAGCCUGACAUCGGCAGCAAAUGGGAUCCCGCUCUGUGGAAGCUGUCACACGCAAUUUGAUCGAGAUCACGACCCAGGUGUUAUAUUCAUACCGACCGACUUGCAGUACUUUAUCGAUUUCGAACUUGAUGAUAGAAAGCGGAGAUCUACCGCUAGCAGCGUUCUUAAUCGAAAGGUCCCGACAAGUGCCAUGUAUAAGGACCAUUUGAUAAAGAACAACAAGAUCUCAGAGUGUGCGACUAGUGGACUCUACCGUCGAAUUUUUCUGAAAAAUUAUCUACACCCAGGUCUUAUCUCUCCAGAGGAUCUCGGCGUUACGACUUCCAAACAGUGGCAUGGGGCACCAAUUGCAACGUUGCGACGAGGCAUUAUGACCCUCGGAAGUCCGAGGGUCACUUCCCUCGACGAAGUGACUGUCAAUCAACUGCAGACACUUCGUGAUUUGUACUUCCGGCCGACAGAAGACAACCCAGUCAAUAUCCGGAGCAGUCGAUCUCUACCAGACCAUAAAGGCGAGAAGCGACCCGUAGAUGGUGACGAGGGACAACUUGAAAGUAAGAGGGUUAAGCAGGAUCUGACCUGGGUAGAUAAGCCCGAGGACACAGAUGGCAACAACUUCAACCACCAGCAGAACCGCGGCUGCGCUUUCAGAGACGAGUGGGUUUUAGGGCCCGAUCUAACCACACAAGAAGUCAUUUGUCGUUAUGCUCCUAUAUUUGCUCAUCAUUGA
Penicillium griseofulvum is the source of this 918-nucleotide messenger RNA. RefSeq lists its product as uncharacterized. Lineage: Eukaryota; Fungi; Ascomycota; Eurotiomycetes; Eurotiales; Aspergillaceae. The transcript is spliced from 2 exons. The record is from RefSeq and is a predicted model, not a curated record. The coding region runs from base 1 to 918 and encodes 305 amino acids.